This is a messenger RNA of Puccinia graminis f. sp. tritici CRL 75-36-700-3, 1737 nucleotides long. RefSeq lists its product as uncharacterized. The transcript has 12 exons. The record is from RefSeq and is a predicted model, not a curated record. Gene Ontology annotation, molecular function: carbohydrate:proton symporter activity. NCBI's taxonomy places the organism in Eukaryota, Fungi, Basidiomycota, Pucciniomycetes, Pucciniales, Pucciniaceae. Gene Ontology annotation, cellular component: membrane. Gene Ontology annotation, biological process: carbohydrate transport; transmembrane transport. Bases 69 to 1682 code for a protein of 537 amino acids.
CGAUUGUGCCCUCAAUCUGCGAUUUUUUCAAUCUUUCCAAAUUGACUUCGCUUCAUUCAUAUCACCCAAUGGCUGCUGCUACUAGGAUGUGGAAAUCAUUCCAAGCAAACCACUCAUUUCACCUGGUUGCGACUUUAACUGGGCUUAGUUUUGCGCUGAUGGGGUACGAGAAUGGCCUCUUUGGUGGUCUCACUGACAAUCCGCAAUGGAAACAAAGAUUCGGUUACCCUUCAAGACUUAGCAUGUCAACGAUUGUUGCUAUCUACCAAAUUGGCUGCCUCACUGGAUCUAUGGUCACCUCUGUAUGUGGAGAAGCGCUCGGUCGAAAAAUGACAAUCAGGCUUGGUGCCAUCUGGAUGUCAGGCGGUGCCCUCUUACAAACCCUUUCCCUUUCGAGUGAAACCCUCAUUAUUGGUAGGAUACUUAGCGGGAUCGGAAUGGGUUUUAUCAGCUCUACGGCCCCUGUACUGCUGGCAGAAGUUAGUCCAUCAGCAAAGAGGGGAAAAUAUGCCUGCGCUCAACUUUCAACGCUUAACUUGGGAAUUUGUCUUAGUUACUGGAUGAACUAUGGCACGAUGAUGCGUUUGACAGGCUCAGCCACUUUUCAGCUUCCUAUCGCCUUUCAAUAUUCUAUGAUCAUCCCGAUCGCUGCUCUGACCUGCAUGGUUCCAGAGUCGCCUCUAUGGCUGAUGUUUCAUAAUCAAGCCUCAAAAGCCCUUGAUGUACUAACUUCAUUGGAAGGCGCGCAGCCAAAUGAAGCCGUAAUCCGAGGCAAAUUUUUGGAAAUGGAAGCCAACGUAAUCUACGAAAAUUCAAUUGAAGAUAUAGGUUACAAAGUCUUGUUCCAGAACGAUGGCCUAAGAACGCGUGAAAGGAUGCUAAUUGCGUGCUCGGUCCAGUCCUUCCAACAACUUGGCGGAGUCAACGCCAUUGUCUACCAUGCACAUUUCCUGUUUUCUUCAUGUCUGGGAUUUUCGGAGAAGGCGUCGAGUCUGAUAUCUGCCUUGUUAUUCACCUGGUUUUUCAUGGCAUCUUUUGUCCCGUGGUUUUUGAUUGACACAUUGGGACGUAGAAUCUUAAUGAUUCCCUCUGUGGCAAUAAUGGGAUCAAUUUUUGCAGCCUUGGCAGGAAUCACCAAGCAAAUCGAGGAAAACACUCAAGAUUCUGAUCGGUACAGGAUAGCAGCGGCCGUCUUAUCUUUUAUUUUCCUAGCAGUAUUCUCUAUAGGAUUUCAAGCCACUGUUUGGUUCUAUCCUCCAGAGAUUCUUCCCCAGAGGGUUAGGGCUCAAGGAACGGCGAUUGCUACAGCUUGCAACUGGGCUUUGAAUUGGACUAAUUUACUUGGUUACUUUAGCGGUUGGAAGACAUAUCUGAUCUUCAUGGCGCUCAACAUCUUAUUCGUCCCAAUCAUGUUCUUUUACUUUCCCGAAACAAAGGGCAAAACACUUGAAGAAAUCGAUCUAAUGUUUGGAGACACUGUCAGUGCCGAGCGACGUCGCUGUACACUUCAUAAAAUUCAGCAUUCACUCCGUGGGAUCGAUACACUUGGAGAACAUGGCAAGAGCAUCCUGGAUUACAAAGUUCGCAAUGUCCAAACAGAUGCGGAAAAAUCCGAUAGAGGAAACGUUGAUGCGACGGCAAUUUAUUUGUCACACAAGAAGGGGACGAUUUCGGUGUCAUGAGUGUAGUAGUCAAGCGACUAUAUGGGACUGGGGGUAAUGGAUGUGAAGCCUAAAG